GGCUGACUCCUCGCCGAGAUUUCUGCGCGAGUGUGGUCGCUGGCGCCCAGCGGUCCGGGUUUGGGCUGAAGUCUGGGAGCAGCAAGGAUCCGCCAGGGGUGUCGCACCCCGGCCUCUGCCGCACCUGGGGCUGGCGUCAGCGGAGACGUACGUAUUAGGCCAGGAGGAGCUGAAGUUCUGCAGGAUCCCCGUCCGCCCUGGACAGUCCAUUCCGCGGGGACUUUCUCGGGAUAGAGACCUCCUCUUUGGUGCUGAGAUCGCAACCCCAACGAGUCCUCUCUUCUCCCACCCCACCCUCUCUCCUCCAGCCGGCGGAACCCAAGACGCAGAGGGCUGAGACGGUCGUGGAGGAUGAGAUAGCCUGGGCGACCCGUGGAAAAUGAGGCCGACGCCCUUGCUGCAGCUGGUGCUGCUCCUCGCCCUGCCAAGGAGCCUGGGGGGUAAAGGGUGCCCUUCUUCGCCCUGCGAGUGCCACCAGGAGGACGACUUCAGAGUCACCUGCAAGGAUAUCCAGCGCAUCCCCAGCCUGCCGUCCAGCACGCAGACUCUGAAGUUUAUAGAAACUCAUCUGAAAACCAUUCCCAGUCGUGCAUUUUCAAAUCUGCCCAAUAUUUCCAGGAUCUACUUAUCAAUAGAUGCAACUUUGCAGCGGCUGGAGUCACAUUCCUUCUACAAUUUGAGUAAAAUGACUCACAUAGAGAUUCGAAACACCAGAAACUUGGCUUACAUAGACCCUGGUGCCCUAAAAGAACUGCCUCUUCUGAAGUUCCUUGGCAUUUUCAACACUGGACUUAGAAUAUUCCCUGACCUGACCAAAGUUUAUUCCACUGAUGUAUUCUUUAUACUUGAAAUUACAGACAACCCUUACAUGACUUCGAUCCCUGAGAAUGCUUUUCAGGGGCUGUGCAAUGAAACCUUGACACUGAAACUAUACAACAAUGGCUUGACUUCAGUCCAAGGACAUGCUUUCAAUGGGACAAAGCUGGAUGCUGUUUACCUGAACAAGAAUAAAUACCUGACAGUUAUUGACAAAGAUGCAUUUGGAGGAGUAUACAGUGGACCGACCUUGCUGGACGUCUCCUACACCAGUGUUACUGCCCUGCCAUCCAAAGGCCUGGAGCACUUGAGAGAAUUGAUAGCAAGAAACACCUGGACUCUAAAGAAACUUCCACUUUCCUUGAGUUUCCUUCACCUCACACGGGCAGACCUUUCUUAUCCAAGCCACUGUUGCGCUUUUAAGAAUCAGAAGAAAAUCAGAGGAAUCCUUGAGUCCUUAAUGUGUAAUGAGAGCAGUAUUCGAAGCCUGCGUCAGAGAAAAUCUGUGAAUGCUUUGAACGGUCCCUUCUACCAGGAGUAUGAGGAGGAUCUGAGUGACAGCAGUGCUGGGCACAAGGAAAACUCCAAGUUCCAGGAUGCCCACGGCAACUCUCAUUAUUACGUCUUCUUUGAAGAACAAGAAGAUGAGAUCAUUGGUUUUGGCCAGCAGCUCAAAAACCCACAGGAAGAGGCCCUACAGGCCUUUGAUAGCCAUUAUGACUAUACCGUGUGUGGAGACAAUGAAGACAUGGUGUGUACCCCCAAGUCAGAUGAGUUCAACCCCUGUGAAGACAUAAUGGGCUACAAAUUCCUGAGAAUUGUGGUAUGGUUUGUCAGUCUGCUGGCUCUCUUGGGCAAUGUCUUCGUCUUGGCUGUCCUCCUCACCAGCCACUACAAACUGACUGUCCCACGCUUUCUCAUGUGCAACUUGGCCUUUGCAGAUUUCUGCAUGGGGAUGUAUCUGCUCCUCAUUGCCUCUGUAGACCUCUACACUCAUUCUGAGUACUACAACCAUGCCAUCGACUGGCAGACAGGCCCUGGGUGCAACACAGCUGGUUUCUUCACUGUCUUUGCCAGCGAGUUGUCAGUGUAUACGCUGACAGUCAUCACCCUGGAACGCUGGUAUGCCAUCACCUUCGCCAUGCGCCUGGACCGGAAAAUCCGCCUCAGGCAUGCAUAUGCCAUCAUGAUUGGGGGCUGGGUUUGCUGCUUCCUGCUUGCCCUGCUCCCUUUGGUGGGAAUAAGCAGCUAUGCCAAGGUCAGCAUCUGCCUGCCCAUGGACACCGAAACUCCUCUUGCCCUGGCAUAUAUUAUCCUUGUUCUGUUGCUCAACAUAGUUGCCUUUAUCAUUGUCUGCUUCUGUUACGUGAAGAUCUACAUCACCGUCAGAAAUCCCCAGUACAACCCAGGGGACAAAGACACCAAAAUUGCCAAAAGGAUGGCUGUGUUGAUCUUCACUGACUUCAUGUGCAUGGCCCCAAUCUCAUUUUAUGCACUGUCAGCACUUAUGAACAAGCCUCUUAUCACUGUUAGCAACUCCAAAAUCUUGCUGGUUCUCUUCUAUCCACUUAACUCCUGUGCCAAUCCAUUCCUCUAUGCUAUUUUCACCAAGGCCUUCCAGCGAGAUGUAUUUAUCCUGCUCAGCAAGUUUGGCAUCUGUAAACGCCAGGCUCAGGCAUACCGGGGCCAGAGAGUUUCUCCAAAGAACAGCACUGGUAUUCAGGUCCAAAAGGUGACCCAAAAUACGAUGCAAAAUCUCCCCAACAUGCAGGACAACUAUGAACUUCUUGAACACUCCCAUCUAACCCCUAAGAAGCAGGGCCAAAUCUCAAAAGAGUAUAAACAAACAGUUUUGUAAGCUGACCCUACGCUACUUGCAGUGGUAGGGGGACUUAUAAAAGACUGGUUUCUUGAACAUGCAUUCCAACUCUGUGACACACACAAGACAGCUGACCUAACUCUUGUGCAGGUGACGUUUCAUGGGGCAAGGGUUCAUCUCUAGAGGGACUAGCAUUAACCUAAUCAUUGCCCCCCAAGAGGAAGAGAUGCUACAAAUAUGUCUGAAUCCCAGGUAAUAUCAAAAUAAUCUAUACGUUCUGGAAGACUUGCUUGAUGCUAAAUGUACAGAUGACAUUUGCAUAAGAUGCUCAACAAAUAUCAGCAAAUAUCAGCUGAGCCAUGUCAACACUGAGCUUCCCAUUUUUAUAUAGCAUGUCAUACUAAAGAUUCAGCAACUAGCAAAUGCUAUGAACUUGACUGGUGACUACAAGAUAAAAUCAGCCACAUAGUGGCUCUGUCCAGCUUCCUGUUCCCUGAUACAACCAAAGAGAGUUUGAGUUCCUCAAAACUGAACAGUCAAACAGGUCAUCACGCAAGGAAUGACAAUCAUGAGACACGAGAGAGAGGAAAGGCUUAGCUUUGAGUUUUUUUCAGAUUCUGCAACUAUUAAUCAUCUCUUCACAAAGGUCUACCUGAUGUAACCCGACUGUUACGUGUUGCCCAGAAAACUGGCAAGAUUUCAGCUUAUGUGUCCAAAGAAUUGCUCUUCUUGGCUAGUCUCAUAGCAUAAAAGACAAGAACUUGAGAAAUAUUUCUAAGUAGCAAUAAGUAGGAAUUAUAAGCAGAGCACACUAAAUGACCCAGUGAUUAAUAAAGCAGGCUGGAUACCAGGUAACUCUUGGAAUUUGGGAAAAUCACUGGGCCUCAGAAGUCUGUAGAAAUGAAAGAGCUUGACGGCCACUUCUAGUUUUAAAACUCUCUAUAUAUCCUUUUCCCUUAAAACAUGUUUCCACAACAAAGAGAAAGAAAAGUAUUAAGGAAAAAGAAAAUGUUUUUUCUAUCUUAUAGGGCUGCCAUCUCCUCUUUAGAGCCUAGACAUAUGACCCAUGAAGUAUUUUUUGUUUCAUUUUUGAUUAUGAUGUACUAAAAUUUCUAUUGACCACACUGGGCUGGAUCUAAAUCACUCAUCUAAUUAUUAGAUCUAUAUAGUUAUAAUGAACAGGCCAAAAACAGAUCAGUAUUCAUAGAAUAGAAUAGAAGGUAAUUUUGCAAAUUUUGGUUAGAAUUACUGCUUCAUCGUACAGAUUCACUUGAAAACAUUUAACUUGUCUUCAGGGACUGGUUGCUUUACUUAGCUGUUUCUAACCCACAAUUGAUACUAAAAGUAUCAAGAGAAGUUUCUUCUCUCUGAAUCUACCCGCUCUUUCCAACCUUGUUAAUCACUGGACAUAAAGUUUGUAUUCCCCAACAGUGCCCCAUUACUUAAAAUGGUCAGGAUCUUCAUCUAUAGAUGUACUCUCCAAGUUACCCAUCAAGACAGCCCUUUAAUUUCAUCCCCAGCAGAGAUGGUCUUUGCUUCUCAGUGCUCACGAACCACACCAUUAUUUAAAAGCAUGCCAUGAAUUGAGAGCUUUUGUUGUUUUAAGUCUGCGGAGUGGGAUUCCUGGGCCCUGACUCACCUGAAAUGUCUCUAUAGCCAUACCCAUUCCUGAUUAUCACUGAGACUCGGAUAUCUUAAAAGAAAUAUUAUGGACACCUAAAAUAACUUAUCCACCAGUCCACUUGUAACUAAUGAAAUUAAACAAAUGUGUCACCUUUUGGCAAUUAGUUUCUCACCUGUGACAUUUUAAAAUAUCACAUUCUGAUAGAUAAAUGUGUUUUAUCUUAAGUAGUUGAAAUAAUGCUUUAGAAAUAGUCCUAAGAAAGUAACUUUAACAGAAUCAUUACUAAAAUUUGCAUUCACAACAUGAAAUAAAUUUUCUUUCUAGGAAAUGACUGUGCUGAGUCCUAGAGUAUUGAUUUUUGUAAUUUGUGAGCUUCUUUUAGGGUUACCAUUAUAUGUGUUAAAACUAAAAAUAGGGGAAAAAACAAUGGCACAUUUACUAAUAAAUCCAUAUUAAUAAAUUAUUGCUAUCAAUAA
Messenger RNA from Pteropus alecto (black flying fox), 4735 nucleotides. RefSeq names its product thyroid stimulating hormone receptor (gene TSHR). Gene Ontology annotation, cellular component: membrane. Gene Ontology annotation, molecular function: thyroid-stimulating hormone receptor activity. Bases 380 to 2674 code for a protein of 764 amino acids. Lineage: Eukaryota; Metazoa; Chordata; Mammalia; Chiroptera; Pteropodidae. The record is from RefSeq and is a predicted model, not a curated record. The transcript is spliced from 11 exons. Gene Ontology annotation, biological process: G protein-coupled receptor signaling pathway.